UCCAUUCAUUUCAGUCUCAUCUGACUGAGAGGCAGACUGAGCUCUAGCGGUCAAACUCACCAAAUCUGCAUCACCGUCCUCAAAGUAAAGCAGUGGGGCAGUUGCUGCUCCGGCUUCAUUUUGUCGUUCAGUUUUUUUUUUUUUUUUUGUCUGUAGCGUGUGUGUGCGUGUGUUGUAGUUGUGAGCAUGCAAGACAACGGCCGACACCGAAACAAGGAAUCAAGGAGAGCAUGGACAAAUCGGCAACUUAUAUUUUACAAAUGCACUUUAUAUUUAUUCAUCUUUAGUCUGGAACUGAGGAGCAGCGUUACGGCGCCGCCGGACUCUGAUGAGUUCGCUUUCUUCCAUGAGGGUGCUCAGGGGUGCCUGGGGGUGCGGGAUCACUCCCUUGUCCUGUCAGCCUCCUGUGAGGAAGUCAACCAGCGCUGGAAGUGGGUGACCCGGGGUCGCCUGUUCAACCUGGGCUCUUCACUGUGCCUGGGCAUGACCACUGGUAACCUCACCUCCAGAUCAGACAGGUCUCCUCUGGGUGUGUACACCUGUGACCGCGAGCCCCCCAGAGUACGCUGGACCUGGAACUGUGGCCAAGUGUUGGACAACCUCAACAACUACCUUCCUUCACCCUCGUUUUGGAACUCGUCCGCCUCAACCUCCUCUUCUUCAGCGCUCAAGUGGACACUGCAUGGUGGUGUGCAGGACCUGUGCUCUAAAACAUAUCGUGAGAUCUAUACAAUCCAGGGGAACUCUCAUGGCCGCCCCUGCUAUCUGCCCUUUCUGUAUGACGGCCAGUGGUUCCACAAUUGCACUAGUAUCGGGCGUGAGGACGGUCACCUCUGGUGUGCCACCACCUUCGACUACGGCAAGGACGAGCGUUGGGGCUUCUGUCCUGUCAAGAGCAGUGGCUGUGAGACAUUCUGGGAUACUGACCCGCUGACGGACAGCUGUUACCAGUUUAACUUCCAGGCUACGCUGUCAUGGAGCGAGGCCAGGAUCAGUUGCCAGCAGCAGGGGGCAGACCUGCUAAGCAUCACCAAGCUUCAUGAGCAGACAUACAUCAACGGUUUACUGACUGGUUACAGUGCUGCUUUGUGGAUUGGCCUCAAUGACCUUGACAUCUAUGGAGGCUGGCAGUGGGCCGACUCCUCACCACUCAAAUAUCUCAACUGGGAAACAGACCAGCCAAACCAUGCUGAGGAGGUGAACUGCGCUGUGAUCAGGACUGAGUCAUCGGGUCGUUGGCAAAACCGCGAUUGUUCUGUUGCUCUGCCGUAUGUCUGUAAGAAGAGACCCAAUGCCACCCUGGACCCCUUCACUACUGACUCGUGGGCAGAUGAUGAGAAAUAUGAGUGUGAUGUGGGCUGGCAGGCUUUCCAGGCUGGCUGCUACAAACUGACUUCAGACAAGAUUGACUGGGAUACAGCUCAGAAAACCUGUCAAAAGAUGGAGGCCAACCUGGUCAGCAUCCACACCCUACCUGAGCUAGAGUUCCUCCUGCACACCUUGAAGAAAGACAUUGACCAGCUGUGGAUAGGGCUCCAUGACACUGAUAUGCAAAUGGACUUCCAAUGGACUGACCACACGCCGGUCAUUUUCACCUACUGGCACCCCUUUGAACCCAACAACUUCCGCAACACUCAAGAAGAUUGCGUCUCCAUCUGGGGAGCUGAGGGCCGCUGGGAUGACAGCCCUUGUAAUUCGACUCUGCCUUCCAUCUGUAAGAAACUGGGAACAAAGAGUGACGGGAAGCCACAGCACCAAGACUGCAAACAAGGCUGGAAGUGGCACAGUCCAGCUUGUUACUGGGUGGGAGAAGAUCUGCUUACCUUUGAUGAAGCCAGGAAGUCAUGUGAGGACCACGGAGCCGCCCUUGUUACCAUUACCAAUAGGUUCGAGCAGGCCUUCGCCAACAGCCUUGUGUUCGGUCGCUCUGGUGAUUCCUUCUGGAUCGGCCUCCAUGACCAGGGCAACAAAGGCUCUUUCCACUGGCUCAGUGGAGAUGAAGUGUCCUACACCAACUGGAAUCGAGACCAGCCAGUCAACGUUCAUGGCGGAUGCGUUUCCAUGGUGACGGGCUUUGCAACAGGUCUGUGGGAAGUGAGGGAGUGUGCGUCAUCGAAGGCAAAAUUCCUCUGCCGCCAGAACCAGGACACGUCUCUGAGCCCCGAGCCCCCCGUCCCUCAGCCCACCCCGAGCCUCAGCGGCUCCUGUCCCAGUAGCUGGAAGAGCAACAGCAACCUGCGCUACUGUUACAAGGUGUUUCAUUACUCCCAGCUGGAGCAGAGGCUGAGUUGGCUGCAGGCUCACCUGUUCUGCCGGAGACACGGAGCUGACCUACUGAGCAUCAGUGGCCCUGAGGAGGAGCACUUCGUUCUCCAGGUCCUCCAUGAGGCCUUUGGGGAGUCAGAAGACCAUGAGCAGCACUGGUUUUGGAUUGGACUGAACCGCAGAAACCCCAUGGACAAUGGCAGCUGGAAGUGGAGUGACGGACUCGCUUUCACGUACCAGAACUUCGGCCGCUACUACUAUAACAUCCGGCAAUGUGCUGCAGCAGACUUGGGCACUAUGACCUGGCUGGCCAUGCACUGUGACUCUGAGUUAGACUGGAUCUGCAAGAUCCCAAGAGGUAGUGUUGAGAAGGAACCAGAGGUCUCUGAAGGCACCAGUUCCCCAGAGUGGAUUGCCUUCCAGGAGGCUGAGUAUAAAUUUUUUGACCACCGCACCACUUGGGACCAGGCCCAGAGGAUUUGCUCCUGGUUUGAUUCAUCGCUGGCCUCCGUCCACUCAGCUGAGGAACAAGCUUUCCUGGCCAACACUUUACGCGAGAUGACAAAGGUGGAGGGUGACAACUGGUGGCUGGGGCUUUACACCUAUGAAAAUGAUGGACGUUUUCGCUGGUCUGACCACUCUGUGCUCAAUUAUGUGUCCUGGGCCCUUGGGAGGCCACACCCACUCAGCCGUGAUCGCAAAUGUGUGCACUUGUCUGCCAGCAAAGCGGACUGGGCCGAUCAGAAGUGCCACUCUGACCUGCCCUACAUCUGUAAGAGAGUAAAUGUCACUGGCACCAUUCCUCCAACUCCGUCAUCCCCCCACCCACCUUCAGGCUGUCAUGACGGAUGGUCCUCUUAUCAGCAUAAGUGUUUCAGAGUAUUUGAUCAGUCCUACAGAGUCACAUGGUCUGCAGCCAAGUUGAAAUGUGAAACGCAGGGAGGUGUACUGGCAGUGGUGUCCAAUCAUUUGGAGCAAGCCUUUGUCACCACCCUGCUUUACAAUACCAGUGUUGACCUUUGGGUGGGUCUGACCUCAGACUCUAAAGGUCAUUUCCAAUGGGCCAAGGCUAGCCUGCUCAGCUACACCAACUGGGCUCCUGGAGAGCCACUCGACAACAGUGGACCACACCACAACAAGACCCCGGGAAACUGUGUGGUGAUGAUUCAUGGGAACCCACAGAAGAACACUGGCAUGUGGGCAUCCCGAGCUUGUGAGCUGGAAAGUAAUGGCUUCAUCUGUCAGAGGCAACAAGACUCGAGUUUCCCUCCGGCCCCAGCUCUUAUUCCUGCCUCCCUGUCAAAGCCUGUGGAGCUUGGUGGAGUGACUUACCGGGUAGUGGAGAAGCGUCUGGACUGGACCGGCUCUCUGCACCUCUGUGAAUCUUUGAAUGGGACCCUGGCCACGGUGAAGGAUCCCUACCAGCAGGCUUACCUCACACUGCUGAUCAACAGCCUGCGCCAGCCUGCCUGGAUCGCUCUCUACAACUAUGGAGGACGGAGCUUCAGCUGGCUGGGUGAAGAAGAAGUGACAUAUUCAAACUGGAAAGAUGGGGAGCCCAAUCAGCUGGCUGGAUGCGGUCACAUGACCACCACUGGGCAGUGGACUAUGACUCCUUGUGAUUCUAAACUGGAUGCUGCUAUCUGUCAAAUUAGCGAUGAGAAUGUGAUUCACCAGUGGAGUUACCCUGGCCAGUGCCCCCACUCUCUGGGAGGGUGGUCGUGGGUGCCCUUCAGAAACCACUGUUACGCCUUCAACCUGCAAAGUCUUAAACUGCAGCAGGAUGCACGCAUGUCCUGUAAAAAAGAGGGAGCAGAACUUCUAUCUAUCUUGGAUGAGACGGAGAACGGAUUUGUAUGGGAACACAUCCAGAGCUAUGUAGAACAGGCACAUGGCGCUUGGCUGGGCAUCAGCGUGAGAGGUCGGGGCCUAGUGUGGAGCGAGGACACAGAGAUGUCAUACAGCAACUGGGACGGGCAUGAUGUCACCUUCUCUGUUCUGUCUCCAAACUCCUGCUUCUGGAUCCAGAGCAACACUGGCCUGUGGAAGCCGGGCUCGUGCAGAAAUCUUACACAUGGAGUCAUCUGCAAACAGCCUCGCCGCGCUGAAACCUCAGCUGUGACAUUGGAUGGUGACCACCUGCCCAAUCUGAUUGUUGUCAUGGUGACGGGCCUGGUGCUGGUGGUGCUGAUUGUCGGUGUGAUCUACUUGUACCGUCGGCGAACUGUCGGGUCCCGGGGGUCCUAUGAGGGGGCCCGCUAUAGCCGCACUAACUCCAGCCUCACAGAGCAGACUGAGAAGAACAUCCUUGUGUCUGACAUGGAGCUGAACGAGCAGCCGGAGUAGCAGAGCCGCCCAGACCGACCAAACCAGGACUGGACCCAACCUGACGCAGGGGAGGCUGAUUUCAAUGUGCUGACUCAGAUACACAUUAUGGCAUUUAUGUCUUUGUUGUCUCUUUUGAAACCAAAAAAGAUUUUUUAAAGUGCUGAAGGGCUGUGUAGAGCGCAGCAGAUGUUUAGUUUUUAAAUUGAAUCCCCGCCUUCUCAAUCCUCUUUUGCCAAGACUUAACAGUUCUAGCAAUUUCUCUUCAGACAAAUCCAGUCCUUCCAUGUGUACAGCUUUUCCCCAAAAGCGUUAAGGAAGGCCAUAAAUGGAUCUCCUGGGGAUUUUAGUUUCAUCGCAGCUGGAAAAGUUCAACAUAAAAUCAGUUUUAUGAAAUGUCUUCCUUGGUGCCAAAGUAAAGUUUUGUUCAUGUAUUUCCUGUUUUAUUCCCAUUUUGAUUGAAAGACUUACAAAGCAAAAAAGUGCUCAUCACAGCCACAGAUUGACUCUUAACUAAAACCAUUUGUCUCUGUCCUCUACAAUAUGCAGUCACAGUCUUCUUCAGGACCAAAUUCAUUUUUCUUUUCUUUUUUUUGCCAUGACAGUAUUUACCUGAACUGGUGUGUUUUUCAUUUUUGCAUUGCCUUUAUGUGCUUUCCAUUGAUUUGUCAUUAUCUGUGCAGCUGUAGAGAACUGUUACUGAUGAUGCAUGUGUGGUUUUUGUGAGCAUGCCUCUCUCCUCCUUUCUGAUCUGACACGUCAGCCCCAGCUGUCAGACCAACAGAGGAGGAAGAAGUCCAAAUGUGAAUGUGUGGAAGGUGACAGGGACCAUUAUUAGUGGUGGCCUCAAACAGUCUGAGGGCAGUACACUAGAAUUGUGCACAUUACUAAUGCUAAGUUCUGUAGAGAACUUCGUAUUGAAAGCUGGUCUUUAAGUAGACUACAUUGUCUUUUUGGUACUGCAGGACUGGAGGUUGUCAUGAAAUGAUCAGACUUUCAGUUUCCAUUGCUUCAUGUACAUUUUGGCACUUUCUGCUAUUAUCUCGAGCUAAUUCAAUAUUAGUCAUCCAUUUGCCUUCAGUCAUUAUCCUUAAGGCAUGGUUGCUGCUCUGCGAUUCCAAACUUUUGUUUGUUUUGGCUCUUUAUGCCAUCAUCUGGAGCUGAUUCAGCUAUUUUUAUGGACAGUAAUUCUCUUUGUAUACACCAUGAAAAAGGAUUUGCAAUUUGAUAUUUGUCUGAUUCAUAAUUUUUAUGGACCACAGUUCACUUUUCUGUAUGUUUUAUCAUUAGGGUAUUUUUUGCUAUUUGUCUUUUUAAUGAUACAGGUUUCAAUAUAUGUUCUGACUUAAAUACAACUGGUAUAGACAUUUGGAAACUUUCCUACUUUUAUGGGAUAAUUGCCAACACUUGAACCUCUCAUUGCCCCACAAAGGAAACCAUCCCUCAUGUGGAUGACACCGUUGUAUAUAUGAGAGUCAAAGAAUGUUUUAAAAGUGAAUUCACUUCAAGAGAAAACCUCUUUCUGUUCUUUUUCUACGUCAUUUUGAGGUUUCACAUUUGCGCAGCUUAAUGACCACAUUUUUCAGAGUUCAUUUGCCUCCUGAAACAUUUUUCUUUUCUUCUCACCUCUUGCCUCUGAGCGCAUUGCUGUCUUCUUGCUUGGAGGAAUGCUUUGGAGCCGUUUCAGUCUGAGGCUUUUGGUGUUUGACUGAGUUGCUCUGAAAAAAAAAAACAGCAGCUCCAUGAGUUGGUCUAAGAUAGAGGGGGAAGGGAGGAGGAGAAGGAGUAAGUUGAGUUAAGUGUGUGUGUAGGUGUGUGUGUAGUUGUGUGUGCAUGCGUGUGUGUGUGUGUGUGUGUGUGUGUGUGUGUGUGUGUGUGUGUGUGUGUGUGUGUGUGUGUGCAGUCUCCAGCUGUGGAAUGUUGAGUCGGCAAGAAGAGCUCAGUGGCACGUCUGGAACCAAUCAGAGAAGGAGGGCUCAGGGACAUGAAGGGUCAGAAAGAAAACUGAAAAAAGGAAAAGUAGGUGAAGGAGAAAAGGGGAAAAAAAGAGGGAGUGUGAAGAGGAAUUGGGGAUGUAGGAGGAGAGGAAGGCAGGGAAAGAGGAGUGAAAAGGGUGCAGUGGUUUGUCCCAGGCUUACCCUGGCCUCUGCUGGUGGUUUACUGUACAGGUUUGUCUUUAUAUGCAGUACAUGAACUGAUUGAGGUGAUGAUGUGAAGGUGCGACGACCCUUGUGUGUUUUCCCCAUUGAGGUCAUGUUUAUGAUGCAGGCUGGCUCUUGUCCCUGUGAAGAUUACCUGAAGCACCUGUUCAACUUUUUUUUUUUUAAUUUUGUGUCAUUUUUAUAUGAAAUGAAUAAAGUCUAUGUUCUCAAA
Molecule: messenger RNA, 6963 nt
Organism: Dicentrarchus labrax (European seabass)
Lineage: Eukaryota; Metazoa; Chordata; Actinopteri; Moronidae
Gene: mrc2
Product: mannose receptor, C type 2
Exons: 29
Coding region: 187-4611 (1474 amino acids)
Molecular function (GO): signaling receptor activity
Source: RefSeq, a predicted model, not a curated record